CUGGUAGCCUCCCGGGUUCCAAACCGAUCAGCUGUUUAGCAUUACAGCAAUCUUUUUGACUAUGCAACAAGAGUUAUGAUCUCCACCUAAGCAAUAAAUGUUACCAAGCUAUGUCUGAGAACAGACAUGGCAGUGUACAAGAAAACUCACAGAAUGGUCAGACACAGACUCGAAACUUGCAUGUUAAUCACAUGACUCAGGAGAACCAAUCAGAAUCAAGAUACCAUGUCUUGAUAUAUAAUCAGAAUAACAGGGCGCCCCAAAAUGCUGCUGAAACAACAUCUGGCAGAGCAUACACUAUUGUACAACUUGGCCAACAUUUCAACCUACAAAUGGCAAACCAGUCAAACCCAAAUGCAGCCUUCCAUAAUAGCAAUAACUUCACAGACUCUCCAUUGAACAACCAGUCUACAGGUAAUAAUUAUUUUGAAAACCAGGCUAAAUUUAGCAGUACAAACCACCUUCAAGUUAACCACACAACCAACACUACAAAUGAGAGUUUUAACAGCCAGUCUGGAAAAAACUUAGUUGUGAAUGCAGGCGGCCAGUCUGUAAGUAAUAUUGCCACCAUGCUUACUAGAAAUCAGUUAACAAGUAGCACUACCCAAUAUCUGAACCAGUCUAAUGUUAUAUCUUCUAGAUAUCCAGGUAACCAGUCUGUGAACACCACAGUACUGUACACAGGGAACAAGUUUUCUGGUGCUGCUACACCAAAUGCAGGUAAUCAGACUGUGAACACCAUUACACAGUAUCCAGGGAACCUGUCUGUGAACACUACGCAAUAUCCAGGCAGCCUGUCGGUGAACACCUCUACACAGCAUAAUAUUAUAGGUAACCAGUCAGCAUGCACCUCGACUCCAUAUCAUGGCAACCAGACUGUGAACAAAUCAACUCAAUAUUCAAUCAGCCAGACUGUGCCCACGACAACUCAGUAUUCUGGCAAACAGACUGUGGACACAUGUACACAAUAUCCCGGCAAUCAGUCUACACACACUUCAAUUCAAUAUGGCAACCAGAAUGUGAACAUGACAACUUUUUACACAGGCAACCAGACUAGCAACCUGUCUUCUAGUGCAGCAACUCAUUACUCUGGCAGUCAGACUGUUAAUGCCACCACACAGUAUCCAGGCAGCCAUUCUUUACAUACCACUGCACGAUAUCCUGACAAUCAGUCCCAUAGCAGUUCUUCCCAAUUUCAAGAGAACCUUUCCAUGGAGGAUAGAAAUAUUCAGCAAGAUAAGGAACACAGUCUACAAAUUGAACAAAAAGGCGAAGAAUCUCAGUCCUUGUUAUGCUCAGAGACGUUCACGUCACCAACGCCCCCUAGUGAUGACUGUGGAUGGACUCAACCGGGAACUUCAGUCAUUUGGACACAUUGUGAAAACUCUGGUCAGGAGACAGCAUUCAGAAAUUUAGGCAAAUCUUUGUUAAGUAAUGCGGUAAAGAAUCAUGGCCCUUUGUCAAUUGAGCAGUUUCAUUCCAAGAUAGGCAAAAGUGACAAAGGGGAGUUACUUAAAGCUGCUUUACUGGGAGAAACACUUCAAAGUGAAAAAUUAGAUACAGAAUAUUUUAAGCGGGAUAUAAAUUCAAAUUUUCAAAGUAAAUGUGCAGACGACAAAUUGAAAUUUGGUGGAAAUGACGUUGACAGUGGUUGGCGAAUGUCGGGAUCUAAUGGCUAUGACAGGAAUAGAAUGACUGGUAGCUCGACGGGCGGAACCAACAAUAAUAUAAGUCUCUUAUCAGAUGGUUCAAGCACUCAAAGUCAUACGCAGCCUCAGGUUGCUUCAGCUGAGGGGAUGUUAUUAGGACGUAUCGGAGGUACUGGGGGUGUUGCAUUACAUGAUAUUGGUUCACGAAGCAUUGUGGCAGGAACUGCUGGGGCUGGUCCCCACGUUACUCUCGCAAGUGUUUUUCGGCCGCCACAAUCUGUGCCGGAAACUGGUCGCUACGGGACUGCAUUCACAACUGCUGCUGGAUCUUCAGCAGUUGGUCCCUAUAAUUCACCAUUGUAUGCUACAGGGUCACACGGGACUGGCCUGGGGCCUUACAGUGCAUUUUAUAGUCAGUAUCCAAAUUAUAGUGCAGGAGUAAUGCAUGGUACUCUUGAUCCUCAGUAUGGGUCGUAUUCAGCAGUGUUGCAAAGUAUGGGAAGUCAUGCGGCACAGUCACAAGUUCCGCGAUCACCUUACGGAGGUAGUGGGGGAACAGGUGCAGCGGGUGUGCUAAACCAGUAUUCCUUACACAUGCCUCGUACGACUUCACCUGGUGGUAAAACUUUUAUAGCAAACACAAAUAUAGGUACGCAUGAAAGAGACGAUAGUAAAUAUAGACGAGAAAUGGAACUAGAUAAAAGACGGUAUAGUACAGGUGUUAUUAAAGAUGAAAAACCACAUCAUUUUUCUGUGCCAUCAGGCUUUCCAGAACCAGCUAGAGUAUCUUUUCCUUCUACAUUACGAGAAUCUCCGAGUCAAGGUCGUGACCCCCAAGACUAUUAUAAGGUACCCUCAGGUAGGGAAGGUAGUCUGAAACAUAGAAUUUUACGGCCAUCAGAUUCAACUAGCUCUGUUCCAUUAGGAAACCCACAACAUAGUGCUUUCACAAAUACAGAUGAACCAUUUGCUAAACGAACUAAGAGUGAGAGUUUAGGAGUGGACAAAGAAUUUAAUCGGCAAGGUUUGCGUACGGCAGAUAGUUCGCAACCCAGUAUCGAAGUGUCUCAAAGCAGGACCCCACAUUUACAUUAUCCUCCACAUUUUAUGAAGGGGUCAAUAAUUCAGUUAGGUAAUGGUGAAUACAAACGUGUUGAGGACUUAGAAACGGAUGACUUUAGACAUAGUGCAGACGUUAGCAGUGAUCUCAAGAUAGAUUCUAGUACCGUUGUACAUAUCGAAGAGAAUGAGGCUCAGGGUACGGCAGUGCUGGGUUUUGUUGUUGGAGAACAUAAAAUUCAGGUUACAGUGGAAGCUACAGUAGAACACCCAUUCUUUGUGUUUGGACAAGGCUGGUCUUCAUGUGAGCCGGCAUGGACAAUGAAACGGUACGGACUCGAGUGCCACAAACUUUCAGUGGGGGAUGUGUGUAUUUCCUUAACCCAUAAGGAAGUGACUGCUCACGCAGCAGAAAUUUCUCAACAACAGAAACAACAAAGUUUGGAAGAUACUUACGUUUUUGAUAAAGACAGAAAGCAGAUGGAAUCUGUUCAACAGAUCCAAAGGGACAGCCCAGGUCAAGGUCAAAGCCACAGAAACAGGUCCCCAAAUAAUUCUCAGAGCCCAACAAUUCAAGGUCAAAGUUAUAGAUCUGAAGCAGGACAGUACAGUGAAUCAAGCACAGCUCCUGUUAAAGGGGAGCAUUUGUUUAGUUUGUCGGUUUCUUCUCAGAUUCCCUCUUCAUCACAAACUCAGGAACAAAGGUCACUCCCAUCCACAACAUCUUGAGCUGCGUGCUCGAUUCUACCGUAUGUCGGGAGAUAUUUACUAGCUGUAGUUUUGGCAAUGACACAGAUAAGUUUGAUAUAGUUUGUUUACAUUUCCUGAUAUACGGUAAUGUAUGACAAGGUUAUAUUUUAAAAGACUGUGAUAAAAUAUAGAUUCUUUUUUCUCAAAAUAUCUAUUCUUAAAAUUUGUGUGCACACAAAAUUGAAAUGCCAUUAUUUCAAUGUAAUACAAUAUCAUAUUGAUAUAUUGGUUAGCAAUUAUAUUCCAGUUCCACUAUGAUUUCACUAUGAAUUAAUUAUUUUUUGCAUAACAGAUUGAUCCAGUUUUUGUAUAUUUUUCAUGAUUUGCAGUAUAAUUUUGCAACACUUAUAUUAUACUCUACUUUCUAUUGCAAUAUGUUAAAUUUUCAUUGACUUGUACCACAUUUAACAUGAUUGCAUUAAUGUGUUCAUCUGCUUGCUAGAAAAAAAAAUUCAAAUGAUCCUAUAUAAUGAGCUUUAAAGGAACAUGCCUCCAGAUGAAUAUCGAUAAACAACAUAAAAAUAUUAUAACAGAACCAAAUGAAUAUAUAUAUAUAUAUAUAU
Molecule: messenger RNA, 4021 nt
Organism: Mercenaria mercenaria
Lineage: Eukaryota; Metazoa; Mollusca; Bivalvia; Venerida; Veneridae
Exons: 4
Coding region: 111-3437 (1108 amino acids)
Biological process (GO): regulation of DNA-templated transcription
Molecular function (GO): RNA binding; protein binding
Source: RefSeq, a predicted model, not a curated record